AUGAAAAAAAAAAAUUUAUUAGAAGUGAAAUUAAUAAGAAAUUUUCAUUCAAGAAUUAAUUACUCUAAAGAAAUAAAGCACGUUUUGUUGGAAAAAAAUAAAUACUAUUUAAAAUGUGAGAAAAAAUCAAAGUUUUUGAAUAGUAAUAUUAUAAGAGAGUUUUCAAGAUAUUCUAAUAAAGGAAAAGAUGAAAAAGGAAGGAAUAUAUUAUUACUUAUAAAAAAGGAAUCAAUGAAAAAUUACAUAACCAAUUUAAAUAAUAAAAUCCAAAGUAUUAUUAUAAAAGAAAGAAAUAUUCAAAAAUUUAUUAAUAAGUUAUAUUAUAAAUUACACAUAAAAUAUAUGUUUUUAAAAAAUAAAUAUCAAAAUGAAAUUUCCAAAUAUAAAAACAUAUCUUCUAAUAUUUCUAUGAUUCAUUUGAUUAAAAAUGAUAAAAAGAUUAAACAAUUACUAAAUAAAUUAUUAAUACAAAAGAAAUAUAUUUUAAAUAAUAUAUACUAUUAUUAUAAAAAUUUUAAUAAAUCUUAUUAUAAAAGUUUAAUUUUACAUCAUUAUAAUAAGUCACCUAUUACAUAUUCUCUGAUGAUAUUACAUUUUUUAGUUUUUUUAUUAUGGUUAAAAUCAAAACCAGCAAAUAGUUAUGAUUAUUUUAGAAAACAAUAUUUGUCUUCAUAUAGGCUGACUUCAGAUUUCAUGUAUAAAUAUUUUUGUUGUAGUUUGCAAAGUUUAAAAGAAAAAAAAUUAUUUACUUUAAUAACUUCAUUAAUAAGUCAUAACACUAUUCAGUCUUUUUUAUUAAAUACUAUAUCUUUAUAUUAUAUAGGAACUGCUUUAGAAAUGUUAAUAAAUUCUAGAAAUUUUAUCAUCACAUAUAUAAUGAGUGGAAUUAUAUCUACAUAUAUUCAACUUUUAUAUCAUAAAAAUAAUUAUAAUAAUAUUUAUGUAUUUGGUGCAAGUGGUAGUAUAAGCUCAAUCUUAAUGACAUAUACUUUUUUAUACCCAAAACAAAACAUCUAUUUAUAUGGAAUUAUUGCAUUACCAUUAGCUUUAUUUUCAGGAUUAUAUUUUUUAAAUGAAUUUUACUGUGUAUUAACUGGAAAAGAAGAUAAUACAGGCCACAUUGCUCAUUUAACUGGAAUGGGUUUAGGUAUACUUUAUUAUUAUUAUAUUAAAAGAAGAAUGUUUUUAUAA
This is a messenger RNA of Plasmodium gallinaceum, 1191 nucleotides long. RefSeq names its product rhomboid protease ROM9, putative (gene ROM9). NCBI's taxonomy places the organism in Eukaryota, Apicomplexa, Aconoidasida, Haemosporida, Plasmodiidae. Gene Ontology annotation, cellular component: membrane. The transcript is spliced from 3 exons. Bases 1 to 1191 code for a protein of 396 amino acids. Gene Ontology annotation, molecular function: serine-type endopeptidase activity. The record is from RefSeq and is a predicted model, not a curated record.